AUGAGCGGCGCCGGAUCCGAUAUUUUCACAACCUUGGGCUUCUUUUCUAGGGCUGUGAUCGUUGGAAAUGAAGUGCUAGCGCUGGCAAUGGAGCAGAAAACAGAUUCCAUUGCCGCAAGCAACAUCUUAGAAGGCACAACAUACUCUUCUGCAAAUAGUUGCAGCGUUUGGGCAUUACUCGAGAAAAAGAUGGCCUUUAUAUCUCCGGGAACGCUCCUCUAUCACGAUGUCGACCUAAGGAGCCUAGUCCUGGUGUUGGGUUCUACGAUUCAGUUUUAUGAACGCAAGGCGGAGGAGCAACUAACGUAUGCUGCAGUUUCGCGUCACAAGGCAGGCGCUUUUAUCCCUGUGCGUGCGCUCCUUGUGGAGGAAAACGGUGACAAGUUGCUUAUUUAUCUUGGUUUGUCUAACCAGCGAACGCUAACGGAGUCGGCAUCAUCUCUUUACGUCUCCAAGACAGACUACAAAUGCCCCGGACGUCUAGCAAGAAUGUUUUACGGAUGUUGUGUCUUUAAUCUUACAAAGAACCAGCUGAUCAGUGAGCGGAUCACGCCCAUCAAGCGCAAAAGCCCAAUCUUAGAUCUUCUCUAUGAUGCCCACAAUAGCACAGUUGUUAUUAAGUACCUAAACCAUUCUGCAGAGCCGCUUAUGCUUACCAUAGACCUUAACAACUCGUACACUCUUGUGGCACAGCAGGGUAAGAAUAUUGAGUAUACCACGUUCGAUGGAACGCCGGUGUUUCCUACCAGGUGUCCACAAGAUCCAUCCGAUACUAUUCACGCCAGUUUUAUCGGCCCUGUCUCAAAGCCCGAGGUUAGUGCAACACGCUUGCCUCUUGGGGACGGAAUAACCCUCGAUCUGCUCACCUGCAACGUGACAUAUGAAACUAUCUAUCAUGUGUAUACUUUGGACCUGACGCUUUCGACGACCGGAAGUGCUGCUGCAGGCUAUUCCACAGCUCUUCAAGACACCCUGAAGGACACUGUAGGAUUCUUGUCUCCAGACAAUAAGGUGCUCUUCUUACAUGAUAGGAUCACCAAAGCCCUGAGGUAUACGACAGUUAGCGAGCUCCGGAAUAGAGUUCGCAUGGCACUGAGUGCACAUGCAAUCUCUCCGUGGUCUGACGAGCACAAGGCCUACUUUGAGAGCUUUCCUGUUGGCCAACAUAGCGGUGCUGUGGAAGCCAGUUCAGUAGUGGUGACAGCAAAGGAAUACACUCAGUAUCGAGUCCACCUAAUGUCUCUCUCUCCCAACAAUGCAGCCGCACAUACACUGCUCUCUCUGACUCGGGAAUCUGCACUAGAGCAUGCGGAGAAAACCCAGGCCCAAGAAGAUCUCAUUAAGGCAAUGUCUAAGAGGAUAGAAGAACUGGAAGAAAAGCUGGAGAAGAGCCUUAAAGCCAGUGGCCCGACACGUGCAAACCUAACUGAAAUGCUAGAGCAAACCCAGAAGCGCGUAGAUGACCUAGAAAAUAUGUUUGUGAACAUACAGGAGGAUGGAAUCCUAGCCAUUCCUGGAGCUGUAGAAAGUAUGUCCAACAAAAUAACAGCGCUUGAACAGCAUGAGAAGGACCUCAAGAGUCUGGUUACGCUGAAUAACAGUAUAAUCCAAGACAAGCUUUCAAAGGUUGAUAGUCAGAUAGCCGUACUUGACCAGAACAUAGACGAGGUUAGAUCAUUGGUCCCAGUAUUCGAUGAGAGCUUCUCAGAUGACGAAGUUGCAAGCAUAAAGUCUCCAUCCGAACCUAAUGACGAAGUUGAAGGGUUUACCAACAAGCUUGAAGCAGAGCACCUUGUCCUGCCUUUUAGUGAUAUGGAGUUCGAGCCCAACAGUGUGGCUCUUCCUUUCUGUGCAAGUACUGCUGGUCAGAUUGAUGCAGAAGAUCCUGCCAGUCUGCUCACAACUGCAGAUUUAUGA
Giardia duodenalis is the source of this 1917-nucleotide messenger RNA. RefSeq lists its product as uncharacterized. Bases 1 to 1917 code for a protein of 638 amino acids. The transcript has a single exon. NCBI's taxonomy places the organism in Eukaryota, Fornicata, Diplomonadida, Hexamitidae. The record is from RefSeq and is a predicted model, not a curated record.